AUGAUUGUCGUUGUGAAGUCCUGCUUCCAGAAUAUGGAUAUAUGUAAACGCAGAUGCAGCGCCUUUGAGAACGGGAAAAAUAUGUUCGCCAGCAACAACACCCCGAGUGCAGCCACCAACCUCACGGUCACCUUCAGCAGCCAACUCAACCAGCACAAUCAGAUGGCGUCGACAGGGGGCCAGUCCCUGUCCCUCAGCAGUAACGUCCCUCUGCUGAACUACCAGCCCGGCCUCUACCAGCAGGCCACCAUAAACAUCCCGGGCCUGACCCAGCAGGGCGUCCCCCUGCAGACCAGACCCACGCAGCUCUGCACCCAGACCGAGCCUUUCCAGCAAACACUCAUAGUGUGUCCGCCAACCAUCCAGGGUCUUCAAACAUCCAGUAAGCCGUCUGGUUACCCAGUGAGGAUGGAAAACUCAGUUCCUUUAGUUCCUCAGAACCAGUCCUCCCAGUCUCUUCACAUCCAGCCCGGCAUGCUGACACAGCAGGGCUGGCCAGCAGGCACACAGCAGAUCCUCAUCCCUUCCACAUGGCAGCAGAUGCCUGGCAUGGCGAUCCACAACCCGGGGCAGGCUGUGGUGCCUGAAUCACCCAUGGGUGCUCCGAUUUCUGACAGCCAACAAGCUUCAGGCUGGAGGGGCCGUCAUGGAAACCAGUACGAUGCAGUCAGCCAGCAGGACUCUGGGGUCGGCCGUCACGCUGCCUCACAGAACCACAACUCAGGAGCCGCUCCCACAAGAGCCCAGCAGGGGAAGAGGUCAAAGGCUCGACACGCAGAGAGCAGAGCCAGGCCUGUGUCAUCCACUGUGGUCCACAACACGUCUGCCUAUGCUGGUGAUCAGUCUCAGCCCAUCGUCAUCUCCGACACGCCCAGUCCUGCUGUCAGCAUCAUCACCAUCCACAGCGACUCAGAGGACGAAGAUGACAGGAAGUUCCCCGCUGCCUGCUCUGGAACAAGCCAGAGGCCCAACGUGAUCAGCUGUGUGACCGUACACGACUCUCAUGACUCGGACUCCUCCACCAGCAGCCCCCUGAGCCCAAAGACCACCUCACAGCCCGCCAAGUCUCUGGCUGUCAUCAUGCCCUCUGUGAAGAGCCAGCCGGUGGAGAGCACAACGCACAAAGCCCCGGCAGCUCCAGGUCCUCAGUCCACAGCGGCAGAUGAACCUACAAGCGGCUCUGCAAAGUCCAAGAAGGGGUCAGGUCAGCAGUCCAGUCGGUCGGGAGAGUCCAGCACUGAUCGGCAACAACGAGCCGCAUCCAGCCGGUCUCAGCCUCUGAACCUCAGUCAGGUACAGCAGUCUGUACUGUCAUCAUCCAACGACCAAACAGGAAGCGGUAGCUCCCUGAGGCGUCAGCCCACAUACCCGCCUCCCGUCUCCUCGCACUCAUCCUACCGACUUCACGAGAACCCUCUCUUCACCUCGACCCCCAACCUGUACGCCUACCCGGCCUCGGCGGCGCUGGCGUCUGUGUCCCAGGCUGUGGAUCAGAUGCAGGGCGUGUCGUCGCGUCACAACAGGGCAGGCGGGGCGUACUCCUCUCUGGCUCUGCUGCAGAAGAGCAGCAGCCUGGCCCUGGGAGGGUCUGCUGCGGGACAGUACGGAAACCCCCAACAACAACAACAACAACAACAACAACAACAGCAGCAGCAGCAGCAGACGAUGCCGCUGGGAGGGACGCCUUUCCAUCACUCCAGUGCUUCUUACACACGGAAACUGAACCAGUAUCCCUACCUGUGAUGAACUGAAUGAUGAACCAAAUGGAGACCGACACUAGAGAGGAGCACAAGCUCACCUGGACUGACUGUGGUUAGACUUCUUUUUCCUUCUCUUUACCUUACCGAUCAAGUCUUAUUCCUCUGGUCACACAGAAUAUCAUCAUCAAUUUGAAUCAUGAUCAAAUGUUUGAAUUAAUGGAAAAGUCUGAUUUAAUUAGGGCUGCACAGCGAUCCACAGCGAGAAGGUUCCUGGUUUGAAUCCCUGUCGGACAGAAGCCUCUCUGUGUGGAGUUUUGCAUGUUCUCCCCGGUUUACCUCGGGUACUCGGGCAUCCUCCCAACGUCCAAAGACAUGCUCGAUAGGUUCAUUUGUGACUAAAUUGCCCGUAGGUGUGAAUGUGAGUGUGGCUGGUUGCCUC
This is a messenger RNA of Labrus bergylta (ballan wrasse), 2139 nucleotides long. NCBI's taxonomy places the organism in Eukaryota, Metazoa, Chordata, Actinopteri, Labriformes, Labridae. The record is from RefSeq and is a predicted model, not a curated record.